Molecule: messenger RNA, 1179 nt
Organism: Meleagris gallopavo (turkey)
Lineage: Eukaryota; Metazoa; Chordata; Aves; Galliformes; Phasianidae
Gene: GPX7
Product: glutathione peroxidase 7
Biological process (GO): response to oxidative stress
Molecular function (GO): glutathione peroxidase activity
Source: RefSeq, a predicted model, not a curated record
CUGCUAAAUUAUGGUUGAAUUAGAUGAUCCUAGUGGUGCUUUCCAACCUUAAGGAUUUUAUGAUUCUGUGCUCUUUGCAAGAUCCAGACUGUUGCAAAAGUUUCGUUUGCAGCAGUCUCUUCUUUCCGGCAGGGCUUUGCUUUUGUGGCAAGUGUUUGCAGCUCGGUCGUGCAGCAUGCUAGAUCCUGAGGGCAGUGUGGAGCACAAGCCUUCCUCUUCCUUCCCUAAAGUUUUUCUCAUUCCUCUAGCCAUGCUCCUUGCAAUUACAGCACUCCUGCUCUUAGCGUUUUCCACCACUCAGCAGAAAGAGACUGAUUUUUACACUUUUAAAGUUGUAAAUAUCAGGGGCAAACUAGUAUCUCUGGAGAAAUACAGGGGCUCGGUGUCAUUAGUUGUCAACGUUGCAAGUGAAUGUGGGUUUACAGAUAGUCACUACAAGGCCUUACAACAGUUACAGAAAGACCUCGGCCCAUAUCAUUUCAAUGUGCUGGCAUUCCCAUGCAAUCAGUUUGGGCAGCAAGAACCAGACACCAACAAAGAAAUAGAGAGUUUUGCACGAAAGACAUACGGUGCCUCCUUUCCUAUGUUCAGCAAAGUCGCAGUCAGUGGAGCUGGUGCAAUUCCUGCUUUCAAGUACUUAAUUGAUUCUACAGGAGAAGAACCAACCUGGAACUUCUGGAAAUACUUGGUAGACCCCAAUGGGAAAGUAGUAAAGGCUUGGGACUCUACUGUCUCUGUUGAAGAAAUAAGACCUCACAUUACAGAACUUGUGAGGAAAAUCAUCCUGAAGAAAAAAGAUGAAUUAUGACUUUCAAAAAUCAUAGCAGGUCAAUUACAUCUUUACUGAGAAUUAGGAAUGGGCUCUGUCUUUCCACAUUCCAAAAGAGAGAAUAUGCAGAAGGGAAAACAUGACCAGUGGAAUUGAUAUUCACCACCUUUAGAAUGCAGAAAACAGAUAAAAUUUAAUUACUUUUUAAUUUAAAUUAGUUUUUGCUAUCCCCAAAUAUAUUCUAUUUGGCCCUUCCAAGAAAGAAGGUCGCAUCAGCACCAGUUACUGUACCUCUAGCAAAUAGGGUCAGGGUAACAAGAAUUUCCCAGUUGGGAUAUUUCUGACAUCUAAAAUUCUGUUGUCAUAUUUUGAUCACAAUCUAAAUGAAAAAAUAAAGAAUAAAAAGUGUG